UUAAACUUUUGUGAAUUGUAACGAUAAGGCUCAAAAGGACUCGUAUCCAGAGCCGUAAAAACAUUUACAAAAAAAAAAACGUGUGUGAAACGGAAUGGCGUUAAUGACAGUUACUUUGUGAGACGUUUAAGAAUUUAAAUCUUGACAUUCGUGUUUCGAUUCGGACGUAAAUUAAAUAUUCGUAAAUAUUUUGAAACUUUGCCGUUAAUGAUAAAUAAACACGCAUUGUGUGCGUUUGUGUUUUAUAACGUAAUUUCAUGAAAAUGGUCAUGGAUUUCUAAAAGUGAAUAUCUUCUUUAUAUAAACAAUGUCGGAUAAAAUUAAUAACGAAACUAAAGAAGUGCUUUCACAAGAAAUAAAACGUAUCCAAGAACGAUGUCUUGAUACUUGUAAUAUAAUAGAAAAUGCUCCGUUUGACGCGUCCAUUACACCACAUAACAUUGGUGAGAAGGCUCUCUGCUAUGUGGAAGGACUAAGAACUGAACUUCAAAAUUCCAACGCGGCAAUACCAACUGAUGAAAAUUUAAUAGUUACUCAAUUUCUCGCUGAAAUGAAGAAUAAGACGAAACAAGCUGAAGAACUCACUGCCUUCACUAGGGGAAACAUUUUUGAUAUAGAUAAUGAAAUACAAAGGUUGAAUAACCUAACAAAAAUGUCGGAAGAAGCUCUCUCUAGGCCGAGAAUUGUGCAAAAGGAAAUUAAUCCAGAGCAUUUAGACAAGGCUAAGAAAACCUUUCACCUACUUAAGACUGAACUGCAUGGACUUAUACAGUCAUUGUUUCCUCAUGCUAGCGAUCAAAUGAUGGAUGUCAUGGGGCAUCUUAUGCAAGAAAAAUUAAAUGAAGAAUCAUCUGGAUAUAUAACAAUCACACAAGACAAUUAUAGAAUAGUAGAACUGCUAAAGGACAUGAACAUAGUCACUAAAAACCCUUAUAAUAAUAUGGAAGUUAAAAUAGCUUAUUGAUAUCUGUUUCUCUAAAUAAAGUGAUAUAAAACUGUAA
Molecule: messenger RNA, 1001 nt
Organism: Danaus plexippus (monarch butterfly)
Lineage: Eukaryota; Metazoa; Arthropoda; Insecta; Lepidoptera; Nymphalidae
Exons: 3
Coding region: 308-964 (218 amino acids)
Source: RefSeq, a predicted model, not a curated record